AUGGGGGCGCUGCCGGGGCUCCUGCUGCUGCUGCUGGGCGUGGCGGGGUGCCCCGGGGCCCGGGGGGCCCGGUCCGCCGAGUGGGUGACGGUGCCGCGGCAGCUGAGCCCCCGGGCCGGCGGCGACGCCACGGCCCUUUCCUACUGGCUGAACGUGGCGGGGCGGCCGCGGGUGCUGCGCCUGCAGCCCAGGAGGGGCCUGGUCUCCCGCCCCUUCACCCUGGUCACCUACGGGCGGGACGGGGCCCGCCGGGAGGAGCACCCCUCCGUGCGGGACAACUGCUUCUACCAGGGCGACGUGCUGGGGAGCCCCGGCUCCCUGGUGGCCCUCAGCACCUGCGGCAGGGGCCUCGACGGCGUGCUCUGGGUGGAGGAUUAUACCUACCAGAUCGAGCCCGUCCCCAAUGAUCCGGCCUUUCGGCACAUUCUCUACCGCUUGGAGGAGGCCAACAACCCCGAGGGACCCAGCUGCGGACUGACGCCGGAGGUGCUGCAGCAACAAAAGGCUGUACUGCCGUGGUUCAAAGCUCCCAAGGCAGAGGAGGAGAACGAAAAGCUCAAGGACUGGUGGACACACGUCAGGUAUGUGAAGAUAGUAGUGGUCGUGGACAACGUGCGGUUUGUGAAGUCAGGCAGGAGCAAAUCCGAAGUCUUGAAGCACAUCAUGCAAAUCAUCAAUGUUGGGGACACUAUGUACAAACAACUUUCUGUCCGGCUGUUUCUUAUAGGACUGGAGAUCUGGACCGAAAAUAACUUAAUAAAUAUUUCCAACUCUAUUCCCCACGUACUUACUGACUUUAACAGGUGGAGAAAGUCAAACCUGUACAGUCGGCUGUACCACGAUGUUGCUCACUUAUUUGCAUUUCAGAGGUUUGGAAGCAGCCUGGGACUGGCAUUUAUAGGGUCAGUGUGUGAUUACCAUUGGUCAUCUGCUGUUGUUUCCUUCACUGAGAAAAAGUUGUCUGGAAUUUUUGUCACAUUUGUCCAUGAGCUGGGCCAUAAUCUUGGGAUGGGCCAUGAUAAACCGGGGUGUUAUUGCAAACGCAAGACAUGCAUUAUGUAUGAAAACAAUUCUGAAACUGAUAAGUUUAGUGACUGCAGUUACAAAGAGUACUUUGAGCUGGUUGUAAAUCGUGCUCGGUGCCUUCGUCAACCACCAGCACCAGGCAGUUUCUACACUGGGAAGCGUGAAUACUGUGGUAAUAAAGUAGUAGAAAGUGGAGAGCAGUGUGACUGUGGUUCAGCAGCAAACUGCAGAAGGGAUCCUUGUUGCCGCGCAAACUGUACGUUUUCUGCAGGUUCAGUCUGUGCAUCUGGAAAAUGCUGUAAGAACUGUCAUAUCCUUCCAGCAGGAACACUCUGCAGAGCAAGUACUGGCAGCUGUGACCUGCCAGAGUAUUGCAAUGGGAUUUCCCCUCAGUGCCCGCUGGAUGUAUACCUACAAGAUGGAACCCCUUGCAAAGAAGGUAUUUAUUGCUAUCAAGGAAAAUGUUCUUCCCACAGCGAACAGUGCCGGCAUCUCUUUGGCAAACAAGCCAUGGUUGCCCCUUUAGAUUGCUUCAAAGCAGUGAAUACUCAAGGUGACCGGUUUGGGAAUUGUGGUAUUGUUGACAAUGUCUAUUUUAGAAAAUGCAGUACUGCGAAUGUCUUAUGUGGUAGGAUUCAGUGUGAAAACGUAGUCAGAAUGCCUUUCUUGCAGAACCAUGUAACACUAGUCCAAACUCCUGUUCAAGAUAAAAAUUGCUGGGGUCUCGACUAUCACGUGGGGAUGUCAAGAGCAGAUGUGGGAGCUGUGGAAGAUGGCACACCAUGUGGUAGUGAUAAGCUUUGUAUCAACAGGACGUGUAUGAGUGUAUCAGUGCUGAAGUACGACUGCAACAUGACAAAGUGUAAUAACAGAGGAGUGUGUAACAAUCGCAAGAACUGUCACUGUAAGUAUGGCUGGGCUCCUCCAUAUUGUGAAUCGGGAGGAUAUGGAGGUAGCAUUGACAGUGGACCCCCUCCAGCCAGGAAGAUUUCUCAGAGAACAAAAGUAAGAAUAGCACAAUUUGUUUUUUUUACUAUGUGUAUCGUUGGAGUAGCCCUUUCCAUCCAUUAUAGACAGGAAGUAGAGGGAUGGCUUAUGAAGAGAAAGGUCCAGUUCCAAAGAAUACUGCAGUUGUUUCAAAGACUGAAAAAACCAGAAGUUCCUAAAGAAAACUCACCUGCCAGUGAAUCAAAAUCCACCACAGAUCAAAAAGCAUAG
This is a messenger RNA of Poecile atricapillus (Black-capped chickadee), 2244 nucleotides long. Its product is annotated as disintegrin and metalloproteinase domain-containing protein 20-like. NCBI's taxonomy places the organism in Eukaryota, Metazoa, Chordata, Aves, Passeriformes, Paridae. Gene Ontology annotation, cellular component: sperm head plasma membrane; external side of plasma membrane; plasma membrane. The transcript has a single exon. The coding region runs from base 1 to 2244 and encodes 747 amino acids. Gene Ontology annotation, biological process: proteolysis; male gonad development. The record is from RefSeq and is a predicted model, not a curated record. Gene Ontology annotation, molecular function: metalloendopeptidase activity.